Molecule: messenger RNA, 1236 nt
Organism: Humulus lupulus (European hop)
Lineage: Eukaryota; Viridiplantae; Streptophyta; Magnoliopsida; Rosales; Cannabaceae
Exons: 8
Coding region: 88-1236 (382 amino acids)
Biological process (GO): proteolysis
Molecular function (GO): cysteine-type peptidase activity
Source: RefSeq, a predicted model, not a curated record
UAUCUGGUAUAAACAGUGGGUUCAAUAGGGGUUUCGAUAGGCUGAUUAAUUGCUUUCCUAUCAUUUUUGCAGCAUAUUGAUGCGGCCAUGCAUAUGCUACGUAGGCGUCGACAGUUCUAUCCCGGGGCGUAUCGACAAGAUGGUGUUGUGAUGAAUAUUAUGUUCUCACAAGUGGUACCGACCCGUUAUGAUGCAUAUCAGAAUGCCAAGGAAGCGGAUAAGAAAAUGUUUUUGUGGGAUUCAUAUGUGAUAUCAAUGAUUACGGGAAUUGACAAUCAAUUUCUGGCAUCGUGGAAGGGAGUAGACACUGUAUAUUGGUGCCAGAACUACCUUCAAGCGCAUUGGUUUGCAGUUGAAGCCUCCAUUUCUACUUGGACUCUGAAUGUUUAUGAUUCGGACGUGACCGUGAUAAGUGAUAAACAACUGCAAUCUUUUAUGAAGUCAUGGUCUACUUUGUUCCCAUCGUUGUUAUUGCAGUCACAACUUUUCAAGGACGACCCUCGGUUGACGAUUCCACCUGGAGCUAAAAGAUGCAAAGAGUUCAAUGUGCACCGCAUGCCAGUUGAUUCAGUACCCCAAACCAAAGUCAGUGGAGAUUGUGGUGUGUACGCCAUCAAGCACAUUGAACACUUAUUGGGUAGGCUACCACUUGACACGAUUUGUGAUGACAACAUGGAGUUGUUCAGAAACAAAUGGACAGUUGACUUAUGGUAUCAAGAAUAUAUGUCUGUUGUUGUUGCUCAUUCUCAUGGCGGUGAUGGAGCGGGUGAUCCUCAUUCAGAUCCUACGCGAGUUCCUACUUUCUGUGAGCGGCUGCUGCAAAAAGAAGAGGUCGGUCUUAAUCCAAAAAAUUUCAGUAAUUCGUCAAUGACAAUAAAGGUCCGUUGGCUCUACAAUUUGAGUGUUCCGGAUGAGCACAAGAUAAGAUUGAUGCAAAAGAUUGAGUUCAUGGCACGCUCAAAGGCAAGUGCUGCCAACAGAGAAAAAAAGAAGUAUCCAAGUCUCCAUGUAUCGACCUCUUAUGUUUCUGCUCGAUUUAAGAAGAUGAAUCUUCAGACUAACGAACUGCCCAACAUUAUCGAUAUGUUCCAUGACAUACACAAUCAUCCGACACGUGGAUGGGUGAACACGAAUGCUAAUGAUUCAUAUGAAGUGCCUCUGUCGAUGAGACAUAGGUUGUCUCAAAGGUACUUGGUCAAUGUCGUGGCCACAACUGAUGUAUUGGAUGCAAGUUGA